AUGUAUCGCCCCAGGCGAUUACCACCAGGGCAUCGCCGCGCAAGAGUGGCGUGGUGCUCAGUACCGUCAAUGCUGCUCAUUCUGGUCUUUCUCAUCUUCAAUGUGUUCCUUUGGUUGCCAUUCCCACAGCGUCUGCAGCAUGUCUCGGAUGGGGAAGGUGAUGCAGCGGCAGUAGCGCCACCGUCGACAACAGCGGGCGUAGACGCAAAUGCAGGUAUAGUCAAGAAGAUGACAGCUGCAGCAAUACCCGUCCCACGACCAGCGCCAGGCGAAGGAACGCAGGGUCUAAUAUCUCUGGGUUCACUGGCCAAUGAAACACGAAAGGGAUUACAAGACGUUGAGGAAUCACCACUCUUACGUGUGUACUAUACUCGACGAAGCCGGCUUUGGACACUCAAAGCCAUCGUGGAGAAGGUUGGGUACAAGCAGGGUGUGACGCCGACCAUCUGCCCACCUUUACCGGGGAAUGUGACAAUUCCUAUCGAAGAGCCUUUUGAGAUUGGAAUGAUGCGUGAGUUUGUGGGCGGCAUGUAUCACCCGGUGCACUGUAGACGGUGGGAGCGAUACGACCGCCAGAUCCAAGAGGAAGAGCAGUCUAUCAAGCCUUUACAGGAAGGACGGAAGAAGUGUAGCGAAUAUGCAUCGUGGGACCAAGCCGAGGUGAUGAAGCAUGUGCCAAAGUAUGCGUACGUGAUGAUGGUGUCGAAUCACCGUUACUUGGAUGGGGCAAUGGUGCUGGCAGACUCCAUUCGCAGGCAGUCUCCUCUGAGCCGCAACGGUGGUGCGGACAUUGUGUUGAUGAUCAGCGAGCACAUCAAAAAGGAAAUGUUUGUAUUGCUACAAGCUGCCUUUGACCGGGUGAUGGUUUUUCAUGGGCUACAGCAGUGGGCCCCAAAGAGUGCGUAUCAGGCCACUUUUGACAAGAUGUACCUUUACAUGCUGGAGGACUACACGGGUGGGAUUGUGUUCCUUGAUGCAGAUAGCCUCAUCACCGAUAAUCCAGACUUCCUCUUGAAAAUGCCUGAGAGUAUCGUGAGGGUUGUACACUCCACGGAUCCCAGCAGCUGGACAAAGGAACGACGUGAUGCACUCUCUUACCCGCUCGCAGAGCACGAGUGGAAAAGACUCAUAGCGAAUAAGACUGUGCCAUUGUUAUUUGCAGUUGGUGAUGAUGCUUACUUUCAAACCGGUCUGAUGAUUCUUCAACCGUCGCUGAAGGUGUUUCUUGACCUUUACUUGGAAUUUCGUCUUGGUAGUUACGGGUACAAUCGUUGGCAAGCGCGCGAUGGACUUCUCUUCCGCGCCUGCUUUAACACCAUUGGGGAAAUGCUGAAGCGCCCUCGUGGGGUGUACCACUUUACUGGCACGCCAAAGCCGUGGUUCAAUCUCGAGCGCCUUGAUCAUAGUUUGCAGGUGAUGGGGGUAUGGAUGCGAAAGCAGCUUUCCCAGUCAUGGCGAGAUAACGCUAAUCGGUACGAAUGGUGGACGCUGUAUGAAUCGCUCCACGUGGAGGUGCUUCGUCACAUCGAAAUGGAGACACGCAAACGUUUAGGUCCUGCGCAAGAUUUGGCACUUAAGAAGUGGCGCAAAAAGUAUGGGUCUGGAAUGAAGAACAUUCCCGCGGAGGUGCAUAUCACAAAGUAUGGCGGAGCAGUGCUGCUGCGUAAACCAACGGUGUCGUUGCCACUCCCUCUUGGUCUCCGCUCGGUGGAGGAGGCUGAGCACGCGUCCCCUAACGCAUACAUGUGGUUGAUGCGCUUUAGCAAGGCAAAGGAGUACCUGCAUCCCACAAGAGCGCAUGUUGCAAAGCUGCGCAUUGGUACAACUCCCAUUGCCUCCGCCGAUGAGUUGCAUCUUCUUCUGUCUCCCUCUUCACCUCCUUCAUUCCCACUGAAGGCGAAAAUGAACGGCUCUGUUGCGUACGCGUUUGCAGCGGUGCAGACCCAACAGCCUGCAGGUGACGAAGAGGAGGGAGGGGGUGAAUGGCAUAAUUGCGAGACUUCCUGUGCCAAGCUGCAGCUACAGUGUGAUGUGUCCCUGUUGCUUGACACACGUAUUGCGGACUGUCAGCACGGUAAUCCCGUUGGCACCAUGGCAAAUGGUCUUAUUCGCUGCAAACGUUGUCUGCCACAUUUCAAGGCGGGUGCACCAUUUGUUCUCUUUCAAAAACAUGAAUCGAAUGGAGCAUGGAUCCAGGAAGUUGAUGUGUGCUUUUUCAACGCCUGGACUCGCUUCAGUGUGCCUCAGUGCAACGCAUCAAAGCCACACUUGAAAUCAUAUGAAUUAAAAAAAGGGGACCUCUUGGUUCCUGUAUGCGCUUGUCGGUGA
Trypanosoma grayi is the source of this 2328-nucleotide messenger RNA. Its product is annotated as putative glycogenin glucosyltransferase. The transcript has a single exon. Lineage: Eukaryota; Euglenozoa; Kinetoplastea; Trypanosomatida; Trypanosomatidae. The record is from RefSeq and is a predicted model, not a curated record. Bases 1 to 2328 code for a protein of 775 amino acids. Gene Ontology annotation, molecular function: glycosyltransferase activity.